This is a messenger RNA of Myxocyprinus asiaticus (Chinese sucker), 7575 nucleotides long. RefSeq names its product arginine-glutamic acid dipeptide repeats protein-like. The record is from RefSeq and is a predicted model, not a curated record. Gene Ontology annotation, cellular component: nucleus. Lineage: Eukaryota; Metazoa; Chordata; Actinopteri; Cypriniformes; Catostomidae. Gene Ontology annotation, biological process: regulation of DNA-templated transcription. Gene Ontology annotation, molecular function: sequence-specific DNA binding; transcription corepressor activity. The transcript has 19 exons. The coding region runs from base 605 to 4108 and encodes 1167 amino acids.
CAGUUACGCUUGUUGAAGGGGAUCUCAGUAGGCUGCGCGUGAACACUGAGGUCAUCGCCUGCGCUGAGGAAAAAAUACUCAGCGCAGCCUCCAUUUUGGGUAGUAUGAAAUAGACGAAAGCAUAGUUUUGAGCCGCAGCUGCAAACAAACUGUUAACACUAGCGAAACGGCCUCUGCCAUGGACGACUUGUUCAGUCCGCGAAGCGAUUAAAUGAUUUAUGUGUAAAUACAUAAACUGGAAGAGCAAGCACACGUUUAUAUAACCUUUGGAGGGAACGAAGCAGUCGGACGUUGAUUGGCUUGUUUCGCGAAGUGGGCGGGAUUUGGAUCGAUCAUCGCGACUGCUGAUAGGCAAAUCAGCUUUGAUGAACACUGAAAGGAGGCGAUUUAAAUGUGUGGAAAAGUGACAUGAAACAGUUCGGAUGACAGGGCGUGAAGUUUUCCUACUAAGCAGCUGAACAGUACACAAGGAGAGAUUCGGGUGGGACCAAGUCACCAGGCCAAACUACCUGAAUUACAGCCCCCACCAGCCCUGGAAACAGAGUUUGUGACAGAAAAUGAGGAGCUGGUGUGGGCACCUGGGGUCAAUGACUGUGACCUCCUCAUGUACUUGCGGGCUGCCAGGAGCAUGGCAGCUUUUGCAGGGAUGUGUGAUGGAGGUUCAACAGAGGAUGGUUGCCUUGCGGCUUCACGGGAUGAUACCACCUUGAAUGCUUUAAAUACGCUCCAUGAAAGUCAGUAUGAUGCAGCAAAAGCCCUGCAGUGUCUGGUGAAGAAACCAGUUCCAAAACUCAUUGAGAAAUGCUGGUCAGAAGAUGAAGUGAAACGGUUUAUUAAAGGCCUCAGACAGUACGGCAAAAACUUCUUUAAGAUCCGCAAGGAGCUACUACCCAGUAAGAAGACGGGUGAGCUGAUCACAUUCUACUACUACUGGAAGAAAACUCCUGAGGCUGUGGGGUCACGACCUCACAGGCAGCAGAGAAGGCAGCCGGUGUCUCGCAAAGUCAAAACUCGCAACGCAACAGCUGCGAACAAUACAACAUCACGCACUUCCUCGAUGGAGCCUAGUUCAGCCAGUGAAGAUGAUCUGGACAGUGAAGAUAGUGAGCUGGGGGGCAAAGGUCAAGCCUGCAGUCACUGUCUAAUCACUAACUCCAAGGACUGGCAUCAUGGAGGGCGAGACAAUGUCUUGCUGUGCUCUAGUUGCUAUUCUCACUUCAACAAGCACAGACGCCUGCCGCCUGUUCCAAAACCAGCUGAUCCACCCUACCUCUUCAAACCUGUCAAAGAUGAGGAAGAGGGGCUUGGAGUCAGACAUGGGAUGAAGACUCGUCGAAGCCGUGUGCCGCAACAUAUGUCAUCUCUUCGAAGUGGGCGAAACAGGCCAACUGGAAGCCCUGACUCAGGCAUGUCUCCCACCCCUGAAGAUGCGCGAUCUAAUGGACAGUCCCCCAGAGCCAGUUCUACUGCUAUGGCAACCAGGGCUUCCAUCUCUGAUAGCAAGAAUGGAGUGACUGGGAAGGCCAACAAGAAGAUGAAAGUCGAGGUAUCCAUAGUAAAGGGUGUGAAGAGACAGAGAGAGGCUGCUGCUCCAGAUGCUGAUGAGCCAGAAAGGAAAAACAUGAAACGACCCAAGAGUCAGCAGGGUCCCGACUCCCCGUCAGAAGGCGAGGGUGAAGGUGAGAGCUCAGAUAGCCGCAGUGCCAAUGACGACGGCAGCAGUGACACUAAAGACAUCGAUCAAGACAACCGCAGCUCUUCCCCCAGCCUGGCCAGUCCCCUGCAGGCCAAUGAGAGCGAUUCAGACUCCCCAGCACCGCCCCCUCCACCUGGCACCACUCCCCAAACCCUGCCCCAGCAGGCUACUCCUACCCCAACAACAGAUACCCCUUCUCAAACACCACCACCUCAGCCCUCAGUGCCUGUAUCCUCAUCUGCACCCUCUCCUGGAGCUUCUACUACCCCCUCAAAGCCAGCAUCUUCUGUGGAUCUUUCUCAGGAGGUUCCAUCUCCAAGCGCUUUCAGAAGUGGUCCCAGAGGCCCUGAAUCUCCCACCUCUUAUUCAAGCUCUUCAUCUCAGCAGGUGCAGGGUCAGGGGCAGUCUUUCUCUGCACCAUCCCAUCAUAAGCACCAUCCUGGCCAAAUGCAGAAUCCUUCAACUGGGUCCAAUCAGCCACCAGGGUUUGCUCCCAGGCCGCUACACAUUCAAAGGGAGAGUUCAGUCCCUCCUCUUCCCCCUACAGCAGCAUCCCAAAUCAAGCCACCUCCAACCACACCAAUUCCACCCUCUCCCAAGCAGCCCUCUCACCUUCCUGCUCCUCCACCCCAUUUUCUCCAGAUCCACCACAAUCUGCCACCACCUCCUGCUUUGAAACCUCUCACCUCUUUGCCCUCACAGCACUUGCCUUGCUCCCAGCCUCCUCCACUGCACGUAAUUCCGCAAAAUCACUCCUCUCAGCCAUCCCCUUUGACUCCAUCACAGAGCCAGCAGGUUAAAGGUCACCCAAGUGGUGCCCCUCCGGCUGCAGCUAGUUCUCACCCACCUCUACCACAAAAUCGGCCCAACCCUGAGUCCACUGCUCCAUUCUCUGUUUACUCCUCUUCAGUUCCUGUCCCUGCUCAUCAACCCUCCACGUCCUCUUCAGAAAGCACUCCUGUUGGACAGGCUCAUAUCAAAGAAGAGCCAAUUGAUGAAGAGGAGGAGUGUGAUAGCCCGCUUCCUCCUCGCAGGAGUCCUUCUCCAGAACCGACAGUCGUUGAAAUACCCAUCCAUGCAAGCCAGUCAGCAAGAUUCAUCAAACACCUCAACCGAGGCUACAACUCCUGCUCUCGCACAGACCUGUACUUUACUCCUUUGGCCUCCUCAAAACUGGCCAAAAAACGAGAGGAAGCUACCGAAAGAUCCAGGAGAGAGGCAGAGCUGAGUGCUCGACAAGGACGGGAAAGAGAAAGAGAAAGAGAGCGGGAGAGGGAGAGGGAGAGAGAAAGACAGCGAGAGAGGGACUCUGAUAAAGCUUCUCGUGCUUCAAGCUCAUCACAUGAUGGUCGCAUGAGCGAUCACCUGCUUUCUGCCCAUGUGCAACCAGGUCGCCUUUCAUUUGAACCCCCUCCCCCCACAACCGUGGCAGCUGUUCCACCAUAUCUUGGCCCUGACACCCCAGCCCUCCGCACACUCAGCGAGUACGCCCGCCCCCAUGUCAUGUCGCCCUCCAAUCGCAACCAUCCUUUCUUCAUGCCUCUUGGGCCAGGUGAGCACCUGCUAGCCUAUCACAUGCCAGGUCUCUAUGCAGCAGACCCCGCCCUCCGGGAGCGAGAGCUUCGUGAGCUGAGAGAGAGAGAGAUCAGAGAAAGAAUGAAGCCCGGAUUUGAGGUCAAGCCACCAGAGAUGGAGAACCCACUCCAUCCAUCAGCUAAUCCUAUGGAGCAUUUUGCUCGCCAUGGGGCCCUGCCUCUGCCUCAUGUGCCUGGGCCACACCCCUUCGCCCAGUUCCACCCAGCCAUGGAGCGCAAUGUAGCAGCACCCCCCCGGCCGGAGAUAACCUAUGCUGAGCGGCUGACAGCUGAGCGACUCCAUGCUGAAAGAAUGGCCUCUGUUGCCGCCAGUGACCCUGUUGCACGGUUACAGAUGCUCAAUGUUACGCCACACCACCACCAGCACUCACACAUACACUCCCACCUUCAUCUGCACCAACAGGAUCCACUCAACCAAGGCUCAGGUCCUCAUCCUCUGGUGGACCCAUUAGCUGCUGGCCCCCCUCUGGCUCGAUUCCCUUACCCACCUGGUGCCAUUGCCAACCCUCUACUGAGUGAGUUACCCCAUGAGCACGAAAUGCUGCGCCACCCUCUGUUUGAGCUGAUGAAGGUGAGAAGGGGGAGAGAGAAGGGGGGGCAGCAAGGGGCACCAUUCCCCAGGGACUUACCAGGACCCCUGGUUCCCAUGUCAGCUGCACAUCAGUUGCAGGCGAUGCAGGUGCAGUCAGCAGAGCUGCAGAGGCUGGCACUGGAACAGCAGUGGCUACAUGGACAUGCACACUUGCAUAGUGCUCCUCUCCCAAGCCAAGAAGACUAUUACAGUCGUCUGAAGAAAGAGGGAGACAAGCAGUCCUAAAAUGAUUGACACCUACACUGUUGAGUGGAUUCUGUGUUCAGGGUAUCAGACCUUUUAUUUCAGAAGUCCCUGCAUGGGUUUAUCCCUUUUUCUGCACUUAUUGACUCCUUUGUGCUAUAUGAAAUAACUAGCCUUUGAGCACAUUGAAUUUGCUUUCCUUGCAUGAACACUACUUAGAAAUGGUUUCUAUCAAAAAUGAAAAUCCCAUGUAAUGUUGCUACUACGCUAAAAGCAAAGUACUGUAGAUUUCCUAAGUAUUUGAAAAGUGUUGUCCAAUCCAGAGUUUAUCACAAUUUAGUUUCAAAGUUUUUUGAAGCAUUCGUUUUGAGAUUGUAAAUAUUAUAUGUUUAAAAUAAUAUAUUAACUGUUAACUUUAAAAGUUGCAAUGAUAGAUUUGGAUACAAAAACUUCAAAUGACCUGUGUGCAAAAAGUGCAUGCUUUACAUACUGUAUCCUACUUUUUCUCUGACAGCCUCUUUUCAUCUAUACCUCAGAGCACUUAUUAAUAUGUAUAACCCAAGAACAGUAAACUCUACAAUACUUUUUCACCUACCUAAUUUAGCUUGUUCAUCAUUUGUUUUAGACCAAAUGCAGCCUAAGUAUUAGUAUGUUGUUAACUGUAGUGCUGAUCUUGCCCUGUAUGGAUGCAGUCCAUUCCAGAGCUCGUCCAUAUUGGCAUAAAAAGUUGCUUCACUGCCAUGGUCAUAUUGAGGGAGUCCAUAUUUAAAAAAAAAUAUUUUCUCUAUGACACCUGUAGACUUGAAAGUUGCAAUAAAAUACCUAAUGGCAUAUAUAAUUAUAUCCUCAUUACCAGCUACAUUUGACAUUUUAACUCCCCUCCAAGCAUGUGCACUUGGUAGCAAAUUUAACAACCUGGCAUCUGUUUAGGAAGUGGUGACAAUGUUACAUUUUCAUAAUUAGGCAGGAUGGGAAAGAGCACAGCAUUAUCACAAUAAACUGAAAUUUAUUAUAAACAAACCACAGACUAAUUUUGUGACAGUUUAUUGCAUUACAAGUGGAAUUGUUGUGCACUACUAUUAAUUGUUAAUAUAACAAUAUAAAACAUGAAAUGGUGUGCCAUUGUUUUGUAAAUGGGACCUGAGUGUUCAACAGCAUUUUUUUUAAGUAUAUGAAUAUUUUAAAUGGGAAAUAUACUCCCAUUUUUAGUAUCCAUGUUUAUAUACUUGUCUUUACAUGCAAGUGUUCUGUAGUUGCAAGUAGGUGAACAUUUUCGAAACUACACUGUCAUUUUGAUAGAUGAUGAUGAUUAUAAACAGCUUGCACCAUAAUUACCCUUCAUACACCCCAGUACAUUAAUUAACUUGUCAUACCAACGGCAACAGUCAUCAACUCGAGAUCUUUUUUUUUUUUUUUUUUACUAAAUUCAUUGUUUUUAUGCGUUUUUAUUUUUUCUGAAGCUGUUUCAUAUACACCUGUUCUUAUCACACUGACAUCAGUCUCCCUUUACAACCAGUGUGUUAGAAAUAUUUUACAUACAGGAGUCAUAAUGGCACUUUCUGAUAACUCCAUAACUUCCAACUUUAUUUUUAUGCGCAAACUAUAUUCUUUCCUUCACUGAAAAUUAUAUGAACUUUUUUUAAGCUUUGGUAGCAUGAUGUAUUUGCAUUUAAUAGAUACAUCUAGAGUUAUUAUUAUUGGAAAAAUGAAUUUUAUUCACUGGCGACCAAAAGUUUGGACUAAUGUACAGAUUUUGCUGUUUCGGAAGGAAAUUGGUACUUUAAUUCACCAAAGUGGCAUUCAACUGAUCACAAAGUAUAGUCAGGACAUUACUGAUGUAAAAAACAGCACCAUCACUAUUUGAAAAAAUUAAUUUUUGAUCAAAUCUAGACAGGCCCCAUUUCCAGCAGCCAUCAUUCCAACACCUUAUCCUUGAGGAAACAUGCUAAAUUACUUUGUUAAAUUUGGUACUGUAAAAUCACUUGCCAUUAUAUCAACACAGCUGAAAGCUAUUUGGUUCGUUAAAUGAAGCUUAACAUUGUGUUUGUUUUUGAGUUGCCACAGUAUGCAAUAGACUGGCAUGUAUUAAGGUCAAUAUUAGGUCAAAAAUGGCAAAAAAGAAAUGGCUUUCUCUAGAAACUCAUCUGUCAAUCAUUAUUUUGAGGAAUGAAGGCUAUACAAUGCUUGAAAUUGUGUACACUACAGUCUUCACAGACAAAGGACAACUGGCUCUAACAAGGACAGAAAGAGAUGUGGAAGGCCAAAUGUACAACUAAACAAGAGGAUAUGUACAUCAGAGUCUAUUUUGAGAAAUAGAUGCCUCACAGCUGACAGCUUCAUUGAAUUCUGCCCUAUCAACACCAGUUUCAUGUACAACAGUAAAGAGAAGACUCAGGGGUGCAGGCCUUAUGGGAAGAAUUGCAAAGAAAAAGCCACUUUUGAAACAGAAAAACAAAAAGAAAAGGUUAGAGUGGGUAAAGAAACACAGACAUUGGACAACAGAUAAUUGGAAAAGAGUGUUAUGGAUCUUAACCCCAUUGAGCAUUUGUGGGAUCAGCUAGACUGUAAGGUGCGUGAGAAUUGCUCGAAAAGACACCCACAUCUAUGGCAAGUGCUACAGGAAGCGUGCAGUGAAAUGUCACCUGAGUAUCUGGACAAACUGACAGCUAGAAUGUCAAGGAUCUGCAAAGCUGUCAUUGCUGCACAUGGAGGAUUUUUUGAUGAGAACUCUUUGAAGCAGUUUAAGAAGUUCUGAACAUUUUUUUCAAAUUGUAAUAGUAAUUUUUCACUUUUCAUUUUUUUUGAUCAGUUGAAUACCACUUUGGUGAAUAAAAGCACCAAUUUCUUUCCAUAAGUGCAAAAUCUGUACAUUAUUCCGAACUUUUGGCCACCAAUGUAUAUACACCACAAAUUAAUUUGUAUGUGAAUUACAUAAAUAUGUAUAGCACAACUUGGGUCCUGAAUAUAACUGAUGCAAAACCAGUUGCCACUUCUGGUCCAUAUCAACCUAAUAUCUAAAGCAAUACAUGUCUUCUAACUGAACAAGUGUUUGUACGGAAAAACAUAUUUGUUUCCCCUGUUACUUUGAAGGCUUUUCUUUAAAAAAAAUAAAUAAAUUGUCCUUUGAUAAGUUAUUUAUUGAUUGAACACAUAUUUUGUAACAUGAAUAUAUUAAACAUGAAAAUAUUAGACUGUUAGGAAAUAUGUCCUAAUAUGUGUAUUUACUAAAGAGUGUUUGGUGUGAAUUUGUGCAAAAUGAUCCCGUUCCUGUACACUGGCCCCUUUGUGAGAAAUACUCCAAAAUAAUACUAGAUUUUUAUGGUUCAUCCUCUGUUACCUCUUUUACGUAUCGCCGCAAGUACUGGAUAGCAGAUAUUGCGCUCACAUUUGCCAGAAGAGCUAAGAAUUAAUAGAGGGAAAAAGGAUUAUGUUAAUUUUGUGUGCUCAUAUUAUCUGAAUAAAUUGCCUAAUUUAAUAUGCAACAGACUGAUCAUUGUGUCUUAUUAUAG